This is a messenger RNA of Oryzias latipes (Japanese medaka), 6986 nucleotides long. NCBI's taxonomy places the organism in Eukaryota, Metazoa, Chordata, Actinopteri, Beloniformes, Adrianichthyidae. The record is from RefSeq and is a predicted model, not a curated record.
CUGCUGCCUUGGCAAGUAAUUUUGGUAAGAACAUUGAUGCCAAAGUUAUUUCUGCCCUCGGUAAUGAAAGCACCAGCUUGUCCAUAAGCCAGAUAAAGUCUUUGAAGCCUUCAGACUUGGUGGAUUCUCUCAACAUUCUCAGCAAUGUGAUUGGUUGGAGAAAAGGACAGGCCAAAGCCAUUGUCCUGUCUUUGCUGUCGUCAGGAUUUGUACAGAUCAACAGUUCAGCCUCGCUGCUAAACCUGGGCUCCCUCAUCUCUGGCGUACCAUCAACUGUGUUCAGCAGCAUCAGCGGCUCUGAUCUUGUCACUGUAUCCAGAAACCCCUCAGUCCUGUUCUACAUCCUGUCUGCUCCACAGAUUGUUCAGCUGACUUUUGUGAUACAGAUUAUAUAUUUAAACACCAACAGUUUGCAGAUCAUAGAAAAUGUUCCAGAUAAUUUGGCUACUGAGAUUCCUGGAGUUUACCUGCUGCAGUUCCCAAAUGACAUCAGCACGGUCAUCAAACUAAAUAGAAAGAAAUGGAAACCCCAACAGGUUGCACUGUUCUUUGAUAUAAUAGCAGCAAACUCUGAGACAGCUGAGCUGGGAGGUCCAAACACCUUGUCCUCCUCUGUGCUACAAGGGUUUACAUGCACAACAGUAAGAUCUUUAGGAAAAAGGCAAAUCAAGAAUCUGAUUAAAGCCUGUCGGAGAAAAGGGACAAACAAGGUUCCAUUGGUGGAGACUCAGCUGACCUGCAUGUACAACCAAAUCAAAGAAGAGUCAGAUGCCACCAGUUUUUCCCUCUAUCCUCCAGAUGUGUUACUUUACUAUGAUUACUCUCUGGUGCCACGGAGCAGCUGCAGGUCUUAUUUUCAAGAGUUGGCUGAUGCCGACUUUUCCAUCUUUUCUCCAGCACUGACAUACAGACGGUCUGCUUUGUUUGAUAAUGCAAGGAACUGCUUGGGAAUAACUAGCACAAGUUUAACUGAGGAUAAUGUAUCAGUUUUGGGGAACAUGUGCUGCAUUCUUGAUGGCUCCUACAUCCAAAACUCUCAUCCAUCUAUACUGGAACAACUCAAGAACUGUCCAGAUCUCACUGUUGGUCAAUCAACUGCAGGUAUAACCCUUCUGACCAAUGGAAAUACACCUUAUGGAGAUCCUUCAACAUGGAGUGAACAAACUCUAAAAGACCUUGGGAUGCUAACUCUGCAUUUGCCUUCAUCUUUCUAUCAGCACUUUGAUCAGGACACAAAGCGUAAGUUCUUGAAAUACUUUCUGAAAGUCUUUGGUGGAGUGAGCAGAGAACAGAGGAAGCAGCUGAAGAAGGAGAUAAGACAGUCCAUCAAAAGUGAUUCAGAACAAACUGCAGAGUGCACAGUUGGAAUAAUCACUCAGGUCACAAUCAGUGACCCCACCUUCCCCUUUGACUAUAACAUCAACCAAUUCAACAACUGUCUGUCAGUUUCAACCACCAAAGACAACUUGGAUGCCAUCACAGAAAAGGUGGAUGAGGUGGAAUACCUCAGGAUUGUUCUCCAGAAACUGCAAGAGGCUGACAACUUCAUCAUCCCAGAAGAUCAGGUUCAGCUCCUAAGUGCAGCUUCUCGUGUUGCCACAGUUCAAGAUAUUCGUUCAUGGACCAUCAGUAAAAUCGACACGCUUGCUGCUUUGAUGGACUCUUCAAGUGGAGGCUGGGACCCAAACGUAGCUAAGGUUAUCAUCUCUAAGUAUCUGGCUGUUGGAGGAAACAAACUAGGCAGUGCAGAGCUGAAUGUUAUUGGGGGACCAAAUCUCUGUUCUCUAGAUGUGGACAUCAUCAGGACUAUUUCAUCACAAAACUUCAGAGAAGUUGACUCUCUGGACAUCUCUAGCUGCACUACUGAAAAAAAGGAAGAGUUUUUCCGUAUCUCCUUUGAAGCAUUCAGCCUUACAACAAGCUCAGUUUCUGUUUUUCAGCUCAUACAACCAUACAUUGGAGGUGCAAAUGUUAAUUAUAUUCGUAGUUUGGUGGUCUCUGAUGUUAACAUGGACCUGGCCACCUUCACCAGUUUGGAUGAAAACGUUGUGCUGAGUCUAACUGCAAGGGAAGUUAAAGGUCUCCUCGGCACCAACCUCCCAGAUUUGAAGUCUUAUGAAAACCAAACUCUGGUGCAGACCUGGAUCAGAAGUCAAAACCAGUCUGAACUUGAUAUUCUAAGAUUGGGCUUCCUAGAAGGCAAAGUUGAUCCCACAAUUCCUCCAUAUAACAGUUCUACAACAACUUUGUUACCAACAACAACUACUGUAACUGGAGUUAAUCCAUCACCAUCAACCACAACUGAACCUCCAACUUUAGGAUCUACAUCAGCUUUAUCACCUACAACAACUAAUGUAACUGGAAUCAAACCAUCACCAUCAAGCACAGCUCCACCUCCAAACUUAGGUUCUACAUCAACUUUAUCACCAACAAGUAAUGUAACUCAAUUCAAACCAUCACCAGCAAGCACAGCUCCACCUCCAACCUUAGGUUCCACUACAACUUUAUCACCAGCAACAACUAAUGUAACUGGAUUCAAACCAUCACCAGCAAGCACAUCUGAACCUACAACUUUAAGUUCUACAUCAACUUUAUCACCAACAAGUAAUGUAACUCAAUUCAAACCAUCACCAGCAAGCACAGCUCCACCUCCAACCUUAGGUUCCACUACAACUUUAUCACCAACAACAACUAAUGUAACUGGAUUCAAACCAUCACCAGCAAGCACAGUUCCACCUCCAACUGUAGGUACUACAACAACCACAUCAACAACAAACAUCGUAUCUGGAACUACAAGGCUUCCAACAAUUUUAACAUCAACAACUUCUCAACCAGCAUCAAUGCCUUCAACAACUUCUACAACAACCAUUCUUCCAAAAAUGACCAGUCGUGCAACUCCAGAUAUCUACUCUAAACAGUGCCAAGUUAUCACAGCAAAUGAGUCAAAUACAUGUGUUGGAGUAAAAAGCACAGAUCUUCAAGUCUUCCUCGACAGUGGAAAGAUGAACGGACGCUUCUGUAACUUUUCUGUGGAAGAGUUUGCUUGCGCCUCUCUUUCAGCCUUAACAGCACAGGACCUGGUAGAGAUUAUGAAGUGUGAUCUGUCAUCAAACUCAAGUGGGUCCAUAUCGGCCUGGAAUCUUCUCUUCUGUAAAACUUCCAGGAUCCUGAAUGCAGCUCUGAAUCUUUUGACCACUGCAACAAUCAACCCCAACAAUCCUGCAGUGUCAGUGAUUUUGGACAGCAUUCAAGCAAUCAGUCCAGAUCUUUUCAGCACAAACACACUGAAUAAUCUCACUGAGCUGCAGCUGUGGUUUAACGUUCGCCUUCGCCCGUUCUUGCCUGCUGUUUCCACCAACUUUCUCUCAAUUCUAGCAACGAAGGAUUUGCAGUGCAGCUCCUACCAAUAUAUCUUGCAAAUAUUUAGUAAAGUACAACCCCAGAUGACUCUUUCUAAGCAAGAAUCUGUGUACACACAAUUCAUCAAGAUCUACCUGAGUCGAAAGGAUACUGCAGCCGCAGCACCAAAAUGCUAUGACAGCAACAAUCCAGAACUGAAAUCUACAGCCUGGUUUGCAGAGUACAUCAGCUCUUUCAUCACUUUUCUCACUGUGGUGGAUCUUAAGUCAUUUGGAUCUGAACAGGUUCUGCAAGUGUUCACAGUGAAUCCUCUGAAUAUUGCUCUUCUCAGUCAGCCCAACGUGGAUCUGACAUUAAUUAGCUACUACACUCAGUUAGUUUAUCAGCAAGUCAGCAACUUUAAUCCACUCCUUCUUCCUUCAGUGAGUCAGUGCUACGCUCCUGGUCCUGUGUUCACCCAGCUGAAUGCAACAGUCAGUAUGACAGUUUAUGAAGCCCUCAAUGAGGUCUGCACUAGCCUGGAUGAGCAGAUCUCUGCUGCCUUGACAAGUAACUUUGGGCAAAAGAUUGGCUCUAAUGUCAUUGCUGCCAUUGGUAAUGGAAGUUCCAGUUUGUCCACUAGCCAGAUAAAGACUAUAACCGCUUCAGACCUGAUGAAAUCCCUAAGCACUCUCAGCAUUGUGACUGGUUGGCGAGAAGGACAGGCUAAAAUCAUCAUGCAAACUCUGCUGACCUCAAUGAAGAUCGACAGCUCAUCGUCACUCUCACAGCUGGGCACUCUUAUCGUUGGUUUACCCUCCAACACGUUCAGCAGCAUCAUCAGCUCAGAGCUUAUCGCUGCAGCCAAAAAUCCAUCAUUUGUAGCAAACAUGAUGAAUGCUCCUCAGAUUCUUCAGCAGAAUUUUGUUUACCAGAUUGUAUUAUCAGACUCCAACAGUUUGAAAGUCAUAGACAAUGUUCCAGAUCAACUGGCCACUCAAGUCCCUCGAGUUUACCUGCAGCAGUUUACAGGUGACGCCAGCACCAUCACCAAACUCAACAAGAAAACAUGGAAACGAGAGCAGGUUGAGUUGUUCUUUGAUGUUAUAGCAGCAGGCUCUGCUACCACUGUGUUGGGAGGUCCAAACAGCUUGUCCUCAUCUGUGCUGCAAGGGUUCACAUGCACUGGAGUAAGUCAGUUUGAAAGGAAGCAGGUCAAAGACCUGGUAAAAGCCUGCCGGAGAAAGGGAUUGAACAAGGUGCCACUGUUGGAGACUCAGCUGACCUGCAUGUACAACUACAUUAGAACAGAGCCAGAUGUCACCAGGUUUGACCUUUACCCUCCAGAUGUGCUGCUGUACUAUGAUUACUCUCUGGUGACACAGAGCAGCUGCAGGUCAUAUUUUCAAGAGCUGGCAGAUGCAGACUUCUCUGUUUUCUCUUCAGUCCUCAGCUACAAACUGACUGCUCUGUUUGACAAUGCAAGGAGCUGCCUGGGAAUACCAAACACAACAGGUUUGACGGCAGAUCAAGUAUCAGUUUUGGGAAACAUGUGCUGCAUGCUCGAUGGUUCCUACAUUAAAAGCUCUGACCCAUCCAUCCUGGAAAAACUCAAAAACUGUCCAGAUCUCACUGCUGCUCAGGCAGCUGCAGUUGUAACCCUUCUGACCAAUGGAAAUACACAAUACGGAACUCCUUCAAAGUGGAAUCAGACAACUCUGACAAACCUGGGGAUGUUCCCUUUGUAUUUGCCUACAUCUUUCUAUGAUAAUUUUGAUAAAAGCACCAAGGUCACUUUUUUGAAAUCCUUCUUAAAAGUUAUCAAGGACAACAAAGUGAGCAGAUUUAAGAGAAGGCAGCUGAAGGAAGUAAUAAGACAGUCCAUCAAAAAUAGGUCAAAGAGAUCUACAGACUGUACAGUGGGGAAUAUCACCCAGGUCACCAUCAGUGACAGCACCUUCCCCCUGGACUAUGAUGUUACCCAGUUUAAUAACUGUCUAUCAAAUACAGUUGUUAAAGACAAUUUUGAUGCCAUCACAGAAAAAGUUGAUGAAGUGGAAUACCUUAAAAUCGUUCUCCAAAAACUCGGAGAGGCUUACAACUUCAGCAUCCCAGAAGAUCAGGUUCAAGUUUUAGGUCCAGCAUCCCGUGUUGCUACCAUUGAUGACAUCCGCUCAUGGACCAUCACUCAAGUGGACACACUUUCUGCUUUGAUGGACUCAUCAAACGGGGACUGGGAUCCAAGUUUGGCAAAAGUAAUCAUCUCCAAAUAUCUGGCUGUGGCAAGAAACUCACUUGGUAGAGCAGAACUGAAUGCAAUCAAAGGACCUAACCUCUGCUCUCUUGAUCUGAGCGUCAUCCAGUCAAUUUCUUCUCAAAACCUCAAAGAAGCUGAAGCGCUUAAUGUUAACAGCUGCACCCUAGAGGCAAAGAAAGAACUUUUCAACAUUUCUAGUCAAUCAUCUAGAGCCAUCACACGGAAAUCUCCCUCUUACCUGCUCAUGAAACAAUUCCUUGGAGGUGCACCUCUUGACUACAUCCGAGGUUUGGCGUCUUCCAACAUUAGCAUGGACCUGGAAACCUUCAGUAAUUUGGAUCCAAACGUUGCGCUGAGUUUAACUGUCAAUGAAGUAAAAGGUCUACUUGGCACCAACCUGCCAGAUGUGAAGUCUUAUGAAAACCAACCACUGGUACAGGCCUGGAUCAGAAGUCAGUUACAGUCAGAGCUAGACACUCUGGGUCUGAAUCUGUCUGGAGGCAGAGCUGACCCGGUAACCACCCCCACAACCCCAACCAGUUCAGGAACUGCAACAGCUGGAUCAGGGGGUUCUACAACUACAGGUAGCGGAGUACGAAUCCAAGCAGACAUCGGCUUCUCCUUCCUUGUUUUUCUGGCAAUCCUCCUCACUUCUCAGCUCAUCACUGUCUGAACCAUGCUCUGAAUCAUUGGAUUACAAAAUCUUUUUUUCAUUAAGAGAGAAAAAUGUUAUUAUUGGUGACUAAUUGAUGUAAAAUAACGUUAAGGAUGUUCUUUGUGAUUAAAAUUUCUCCUAAAUAAUACCAGGUUUAUAAUACCAGCUAAAGGAUUAUCUUGAAUUACUGUAGGCUAAAUGUUAGAUAAUCUGUUUCUUUAUUUCGUUCCAUGCUUUUUGAAUUUAUGACAUAACACAUUCUAGCUCCAAAUGACUUUACUACUCUACUUUACUUUGCAAAUUACUAUUGUAAAACUAACAAUAAACAUGUUAUACUACAUGUUAUUGGAAGUUUCUUUAAAAAAAAUUUAAAUUAUUUUUUUCUAUCUGUUACCAAAAUUAAUGUGGUGUACUGUAAAAAAUUAAUAAAUAAAAGCAUUAAAAUAAAAAGGACCGGUGCAUUUUUAAGUCUGCAGUUGACUAAUUGGUAGGUGUGGCCUACCUACCAGACAUGGCGAUGGAAAACUGCGGAGUGGAGGACAAUUACUCUAUCCUAAAAACGAGUCAAUGCCUAAAAAAUAAAGUUCCUUGGUUUUGUUUGACAACACACCAAGAAUUCUACAAAACUGAUUGAUUUUGACUCAUAAAGACAACUUUUGUUUUCUCUUAAAAAAAGGAAUAAACAUUUCAUUACAUUCUUGUAAAGCUGACUGACCAGUAACGCUUUAUAAUAAG